UGACCCAUCUUUGUUGGACGACAGCAGCCGCUUGCCUGCUCGCUGCUCCACUGCCGCCUGCGGUUGUAGUUGACCAGCCUGUCCAGUCCUGCCAUAAAUAGCCAUUGUCACCUAUGCUGUGUCGUUCAGAAACGCAGUGCGGACAUUCAGUGUGAAAACAACUGCUUAAAGAGCCACAGCGGGUCGCGGCAUGUCACAUUUGACCUGUGUGCUGCUGUGAGGCUAAAGUUAGCCAGUAGCUUCUGUUGGCAGAGAGCCACACAAGAUGAGAACGUUUAGAUAGCAGUGGAUGACCAUCAGCGUCACUGCCAAGAUAAAGAUAUUUAACUCGGUCUCAUUCAAUUGGGAUUUUUUUCCCCUGUGUUUUUGAACUGGAUUGGCGAGAACUGGAGUCAGGAGUCAACCAUGCUAACGGCGUCCACUACCACCCGCCUUCUAGGAAGAGCCAACACUUGGCUCCGACGUAAACGGAUUUGUGUCAACAUGUCCUCCACCACCGGUAAGCGACUGCGGAUUCUGGUGGACAUGGACGGCGUCCUGGCGGACUUCGAGGGGGGGUUCUUAAAGAAGUACCAGGCCAGAUACCCGGAUGAUCCGUGGAUCUCUCUGGAUGACAGGAGAGGGUUCUGGGUGUCGACCCAAUACGGACAGCUGAGGAGUGACCUAUGCGAAAAAGCGAUGAGUAUCUGGCAGUCUAAGGACUUCUUCAUGGAGCUGGAGCCACUGCCAGGAGGAGUGGAGGCGGUAAAGGAGAUGGCAGAGAUGGAGAACACAGAUGUCUUUAUUUGCACCAGCCCCAUAAAACAUUUUAAGCACUGCCCGUACGAGAAGUAUGCUUGGGUGGAAAAACAUUUCGGAUUCGACUUUCUGGAUCAAGUCAUUCUAACCAGGGACAAGACGGUGGUCAGCGGAGAUAUUCUUAUUGACGACAAGCCUGACAUCUUAGGUGUGGAGCCCAAGCCUACAUGGGAGCACAUCCUUUUCGACGCCUGCCAUAACAAACACGUGGAGCUCGGUCCCACACAGAGACGCUUGCUGUCCUGGUCGGACGACUGGAGGUCCAUUCUGGACAGCAAGCGGCAGCAGAAGACGGGGCUGCCGCAGUCGCCUUCUCAGUGCCAAUUGUGAGGCUACCUCAGUUUAUUUGGAAGAGUGAGGAAACGGUGAGAAGAAAAGUUCUCAAAUAAGAUUUUAGUUUACAAGAUGCGUCCAGCACGCCACACUGAGGCGAGCUGUUUAAAGUGCCAUUUGGACAAGUGACCCAGUGAUUCAGCUAGUUGGCACUGCUGCGUACUCCAUAGUUUUAGCCUUUUAUUUUAACAUCCAAGACUUGUUUGCCCACAGUCAUGACGAAAAAAAUACUUUGAAUAAUAGAAGAUUCAUGCUUCAUAGCAGUUACGGACUUGGAGUGGUGUCUUUCGUAAUUCAUGCUUUGAGCUCCAGGGCUGUAGAAAAAGCGCAAGUACAGUAAGCUACUGUAUGAAACACAGGAGUUUGCUGCUGUAAAAUAUACUGGCCACAAGGGAGCAGAGUAACACAAAGAAAGUUGUGAGUCCAAAAGCUGUUCCAGACUGAUAAGUCCUGGAAGUGGUCAAGCGGUGAUAUACAAACUGUAGUUACAGAAAAUAAUUUCAUUUUUAAACCUUUCAAAUGGUGCCAUUAAUCGAUAAUACUGUGCUGCAUCAAAGCCUUGUAACAACUCAUGACUCCGUCGUUCACCAAAAAGAUAGAUUCCGAACGUACCGAGUAGCUUAAAUAAAUCACUAUGUAUUUUCUUUGUCGCUGAGUGUUUCUCUAUACGCACACAGACAUACUGUAUAUGUGAAUUGUAAAGGUGCUCGAUGAAAGGUCAUGAAUCUUUUCCAAUCAAAUGUGCAAGUUUGUCAUGAAAUAUUGAUUAAAUAUUGUAUUUAUUGCUCAGUAUGCAGAGCUGAUGCACUGAAUUUAUUUAGGGAAAACAUCUAUUUAGGUUGAAGUAAAUGGCUAUAACAAGCUUUGAUGUGAAUCAAAGGUUAUUCUGAACACCUCAUUUUAUUGUUUAUGGGAAACUUUUAUGUGGGCAAACGUGCAGUGUAUGUAUUGGUUGAAUAGACUUUAGGCUUUCAUGUGUUGUUUUUUUUUCAUGAAACUGAGAGCUGUUGAGGAUAGACUGAAUUCAAGUUAGGUCUCCAUGGCGACAUUCAUUGUGUUUAAAUUUGGCAAUAUGAGUGUGAUUUUAGCUUCAGAAGAACAGAAACACUGUGCACUAUCCACUUUGUUUUCUUGUCAUAAAAGUCCUAAAAGCCUUUUUGGAAGCUGAAAUAUGUUUUGCUGGAAAUCCAGAUUUUGUUUUGAGCACAUUUGCAGCUGAAAAGCGGUGACACCGUUUAUUAUGCAUAAUUUCACAGCCGAUCACACUUUGUUUUCAAUAAAUCUUUUAAAAGCUGUCUUGUUGAUUUUAGUUCUUUUAUGCUUCAUCUCCUUUGUGCCUCCCAAGAAACCCUGUGUGUCUAAAGGUCAUCAUCUUUCAAAACAUCUCCUAUUCUCAUGGUAGUAUUAAAAAAUAAGAGUUUGGUGGUUGGAGUGGUUCAGUCCCAACUCUGGGUUUGGCAAUGACCUUGCUUUUUUUUGUACUUGCUUGCUUUGCAGUAGACUCAAGAUGGAAAAAAACAGGUUUCUUUUUAUGAAAUGAACAUUUUUUUCAAAGAAUUAUUUGUGUUUUCAUUACUUUUAUUGUCUGAUUAUUAUAUUAUGUUGCCUUAUUAUUAUUUUUAUUGAUAGUUUUCAUAUAGUCAUUGAGUGUUCUUAAAAGAUCCUUUUCAUUAAAAACAAUUCAAUAUGUUUUUAGCUGUGAACUUAGUCUUAACACCUCCACUAUCGUAUUUUAAGUGAUAUAUGCUGUAUAAAGUCACUAAGUUUGUCAUAUUGUACCUCAGUGAAUAGGCAGCGGCAUAUCCAUCAUAAAUAAGAAAAUGUUAAAUAAGUUGUAUAAAGUUUACAUAAAGUUAAAAUAUAAAACUAAUAUUGAAGUGUUCUGGUAUGAAUUUUCAUCACAGAUUCUCUGCCCUGUUUCUCUUCCAUACCAGGCCCCUUUUCCUGUUGGUCUUAGUACUGUUUAUCCGGAAGCCAGUUAACUCCCAGAGUGAAAAUAUUAGUUACUCCGCCAAGCAUAUGUGGUGUGUUUCUGUGCAAAGUGCAUGUAGUUACCAAAUUUUCCACUCACACUGGUCCUAGGGGGCGGCAACUGGUUCACUGCCUCUUUUUGCUUCUGCAUUGAUCUUUUGGACAGUUUUCCUGAGCCAGCAGAUGUGCAACGCCUCAACAGAGGGAGGAGUGGGAAUGUUCCAUGUUUAUGUUCCAUGUGGUUGCUCUUGCAUAUUGUUGGGUUUGUGCCGGAAGACUGGAUAUGUGUCAUAUCUGUGUCACUAGUGUUAGUUAACAGAACUGAAUUUGACUGUUGUAUAAUGACAAUACAAAUACGAAUGAAAUAUGGUUUGUAUCACUUGCAAUAUCAUGAUAUUAUGCAGCUGAAUAGACUGCCCAAUCUUGAAUGUUCAGACAAGAGAGGAGAAGUGGCCUGAAACUGAUCUUUGCCAACUACAGGGGGUUUUCAAAAGCCACUAUUGAGGGUUCACGUGGAUGAGUUGCACCAUGAAGGUAUGAGAAAAAAACAAGACUGAUAGAAAAGUUGAGAAGAGAAGGCCAGAGGAGUGUCUUUCUGGAUCUGGAGAAAGCUUGCUAUCUGCUGAAGUCAGGUGCAUCAGAGAAGUAUGUGAGGGUUGCGCAGGACAUGUAUGAGAACAGUGAGACAGUGGUGAGUUGUGCUGUAGGAAAGAUGGAGUGCUUCAUGGUGGUGUCCAUUAGGGAUCAGCUCUCAGGCCAUUGUCGUUUGUCAUUGUGACAGACAGACUGACGGAUGAGGUUAGCUGACAAUAUAGUGACCUGUAGUGAGACAAAAUGUAAGGUGGAGAGCUGAGGUGGAGGUGUAAGAUGGCAGGAAGACAAAGUUCAAGUAGUGAAUACAGGAUCACUGUCGCCCCCUGUGGAGCGGUGUUGGAAGUGGGGAGCAGUGCAUGGUUAUGCAAUGCACAAAACUGAGUAAGAUAAAAUCAAUAAAAAGUAAAUGCUACAUAUUUUGUAAAAUGCACACUGCCACAACAUCAUUUUGAAAUAAAUGAAACAUCCUUCACAAAAUUGAAAACUCGGUCGACCAAAGGUUAUCUCAGCAGGAACCAAGACACAGCACGUUCUCCCUGCACAAAGCCUCAAUCUCCCUCUUGUUCUUCUCUCUAGCCGUUGACCUUGUCCAGUUCCAUGUCCUUUUACUGUCAGACAUUGUGGCUUCAUACUGUGUACAAGGCUGUUGGUUGCUGAUGGCUGAGAUGCAGCGUUUCAGAAAACUGUGAGGUCAUUGGUUAGUCCAAUGUUUCACACAUACACUUCCAAAAUAGAUCCAGACCCACAUCAGAGAAAUUAACUGAGGGCAGAAACAGAACAGAUCCAUGUUUUGCACCAGUAGUUGUCUCAUUCGAAUCAGUGACCGUCUCUCUUUGAGGCUCUCUUGCCUCUCACCUGCAGUCACCGUGGAGCUGCCCACAACCGGAGAUAGGGUUCAAGCAGCAUCUUCACUUCCGACAGCUCAAUGAUGCCUGCAUUUGAUAUAGUUUUUAUCCCACCCAGCAGCAGCGAGCCUACACACAUGCCGCUCGCCAAAAGAUUUACUGCCGGAAGUGCAGCCAAGUGCUGCCAGUAUCUUUCUAUUUUUUUUUUUCCAUAAGAAGUAGCUGUCAUCAGAUUGUUAAAAUCAUUUUAGAGGUUUAUUUAAAGAUGUGGAGCCCAUAUUACAGGCAGACAGAACAUUAAAUCAAUAAUAUUAACUGGGCAUUAGAACAUGAAUAUAUGACCAUGUUCUCACAUUGUAUACAUUCUUUCCCCAUAUGAGCGCCUUCAUUCUUCAGGCAUAUAUGUAUAACAUAUUAAUUAUUUGUUCUCCUUUAAUGGUCACAUGAUGAUGAUGAUGUUUAAUUGUCCAUGUUUUUUUUUUUCAUUUAGUUUUUCUCCCAACUGUCUUGAUGGAUUUUCAUCUUUUCUGCUUUUGUCUCAGUAUUUUGUCUGUGGCUUUUUGUCAUUAAUGUUCUGAAAAAGGUGAUUGAUUUUACUAAGGAGUUGAGUUGAGUUCUAUGUAUUGAAUUGCAUUUGCUGACGUAUGUGAGGAUUAGAAUCAAGAAUAUGUUUUCCGGCUUCGAAUUGAAAGGUAAUAUAAGAAUAUCAUAGCAGGAAAUCUGUUUUUUUUUUUGCUCAAAACAAUCCUAUGGUCAUCAUGAGCUGCAAAGAAAGACUAUUGAGUUCUGAGUGACUAGUGACUAGUGAACAAUAUCUAUAGUAUUUUUUUCUUUAAUCUGCGUCUCAGAUUUUGGUCUGUUCCUUUGUAGUCAAAUAAAUAUGACACAAUUUGUUUUUGGUUUUGUUUUUUCAAAAUAAUCAAAUUCCUUUCCUGAGCGUAAGUAAGUUGUGAGAUUGUCCAGGAACGGAUUUAGUAUACACAACAUCACAUGUGACAAUUUUUUGCAGCCCGCACAAGCUGGGGCAAGAGCUCCUAAAAAGGAAGCUGGCCAUGGUGGGAGCGAUGGGGGAAAACAAGCACCGGCUCCCAACCCGACUCCUGACUAUGUAGAACAGGCCUGUCAAGUUUUCCAA
Synchiropus splendidus (mandarinfish) is the source of this 5676-nucleotide messenger RNA. RefSeq names its product 5'(3')-deoxyribonucleotidase, mitochondrial-like. The coding region runs from base 406 to 1128 and encodes 240 amino acids. Gene Ontology annotation, molecular function: 5'-nucleotidase activity. The transcript has 5 exons. The record is from RefSeq and is a predicted model, not a curated record. Lineage: Eukaryota; Metazoa; Chordata; Actinopteri; Syngnathiformes; Callionymidae. Gene Ontology annotation, biological process: pyrimidine deoxyribonucleotide catabolic process.